This is a messenger RNA of Eptesicus fuscus (big brown bat), 612 nucleotides long. RefSeq names its product PNMA family member 8C (gene PNMA8C). Lineage: Eukaryota; Metazoa; Chordata; Mammalia; Chiroptera; Vespertilionidae. The record is from RefSeq and is a predicted model, not a curated record. The transcript has a single exon. The coding region runs from base 1 to 612 and encodes 203 amino acids.
AUGCUGUUCGGAGUGAAGGACCUGGCGCUGCUGGAGCAUGGCUGCCAGGCGCUGGAGGUGGACAGCUCGCGGUCCCUGAUGAUCCUGGGCAUCCCCGAGGACUGCGGCCACGAGGAAUUCGAAGAGAUCAUCCGGGCUCCCCUGAAACCGCUGGGCAAGUUCGAGGUGGCCGGGAAGGCCUUUCUGGAAGAGGAGCGAUCCAAGGCGGCCAUCAUCAGGCUGAUGGGCGACAUCAACCACGCCGCGAUCCCCAGGGAGAUCCAGGGCAAGGGCGGCGCCUGGCGGGUGGUCUACCUGCCCCGCAAGCAGGACAUCGAGUUCCUGACCAAGCUGAACCUCUUCCUGCAGAGCGAGGGCCGGACGGUGGAGGAUGUGGCCCGGGUCCUGCGGCAGGAGCUGUGCCCGACGCUGCCGCGCCCCGGAGAGCCGCCGGCCAGGAAGCACUGGGCGCCGGGGCCCGCGGAGAGGCCGGGGGCGGGGGCCGCGGCGGGGCUGGCCCGGGAGCCGCCUCUGGACGCGGCGGAGGACAGCAAGGCCGGAGAAGGCAAGAGGGGCAAGCGGAAGCCGAAGAAAAACCGCCGACGGCACCAUGCAUCGGACAAGAAGCUGUGA